This is a messenger RNA of Osmia bicornis bicornis, 1072 nucleotides long. Its product is annotated as LIM/homeobox protein Awh-like. The transcript is spliced from 4 exons. Gene Ontology annotation, biological process: regulation of transcription by RNA polymerase II; neuron differentiation. Gene Ontology annotation, molecular function: DNA-binding transcription factor activity, RNA polymerase II-specific; RNA polymerase II transcription regulatory region sequence-specific DNA binding. Bases 77 to 1072 code for a protein of 331 amino acids. Lineage: Eukaryota; Metazoa; Arthropoda; Insecta; Hymenoptera; Megachilidae. Gene Ontology annotation, cellular component: nucleus. The record is from RefSeq and is a predicted model, not a curated record.
GUUUGGACUACUUUUUAUAUUUCGCUCUUUGUAAAAUGAAGAAUUUGUGAUCAGAAGAUUGCGAGAUCGAGGAAAAAUGAAGACUGAGGUGGAAACGGAUCCAGAGUGCCCUGACAGUAUCCUCUGUCCAAACAACAACAAUAAUAACACUACUACUAACAAUAAUAAUAACGUGACGAAUAACAAGAAGAUUGGUACAACCAUUGGCAGCAACGAUGCCCACGAUGGAAUGGAAAUGGAUUGCGGUGGUUGCGGGGAAAGCGUUCGUGAACGCACUGUCCUCUGUGUAGGGGGUCGUACCUGGCAUUCCAGGUGCCUCAAGUGUUGCGCCUGUGCAAGACCCUUGCACGAUCAGCACUCCUGUUUCCUUCGGGGGAUGCGACUUUACUGCAGGCACGACUACGCCUUAACCUUUGGCGCCAAGUGUGCGAAGUGUGGUCGCAGCGUGGGCGCCGGUGACUGGGUCAGAAGAGCCCGAGAGAGGGUUUAUCAUUUGGCCUGCUUCGCCUGUGACGCCUGUUCGAGACAAUUGUCGACGGGCGAGCAAUUCGCCCUUCUGGAUGCACGGUUGCUGUGCAAGGCUCAUUAUCUGGACGUGGUGGAGGGAAAUAAUACCUCGUCUUCGGAAGACUGUGACUCCGAGCACGGUGGCAAGGGCAGCAAGACGAAGAGGGUCAGGACAACCUUCACCGAGGAACAACUGUCCGUUUUACAAGCUAACUUUCAGUUGGAUAGUAACCCCGACGGACAGGACCUCGAGAGGAUAGCUCAUGUCACGGGCCUCAGCAAAAGGGUCACCCAAGUCUGGUUUCAGAACUCGAGGGCCAGGCAGAAGAAACAUAGCGGAAAGAUUAAGACGCAGAUGCACCAUUCGCCACCGAUGCAGCAUCAUCCAGGAGAGUUUUAUCCCUCUGGAGUGAACAUGGUGGGCGCCUAUUUGGGUGGAUAUCAGGGUGGUAGCGCAGGAAGCGAAAGUCCUGGGAGUCCAUUGACACCGCUCACCCCCUUAACGCCCUUAACCCCCACCACGCCGAAUCACCUUCAGACCCAGUUCUGUCAUCAAACGGGGUAA